AUGGAGGUAUCAACCCAGACGAGGAGUCAGGUAGCCAAAUUGCAUUUUGCCCAACAAACAGGCGUUGGAGGGGAGUGGGACGGUCUACAAGCUUCAGGAGUAGAAAAGGAAGUAGAACGGGUGAGGAGAGAGAUUGGAAUAGGCGAGGACGAAACGGGGGAGAGGGCAAGAAAAAGAAAAAAUAUACAGAAUUCCGACACCCAAACCCCCAUGAUGAAGCAUAAAGGAACACAAACAUCCAUAUGGCGAUUAAAGAACAUUGACAUGGAGAAAAAGAAAGAAUCAAGCCGCCAAAGUGUUCUAGACCUUAUUCGCAGAUAUACACCCAUACAAUGCGAAGAAGUCGGGAAGAAAAUUAUGAGGGAAAAGAAAAAAGAACAGUUAAUCAACGAGAAAGGGUUAAUUAAAGAAGAGCAGGAGAAGGCAAAGGAGAAUGCGAAUACAGAAGGAUCGAAAAGAGAAAAUAAUGACACAAAAAUACAAGCAAAGAGUUUAAAGACACUGAAAGACAAAAACUGGCUCAAUGAUGAAGUAAUAAACGCCUACUUCGAACUAAUAGCGAAACGAGCCAAUCAAAACCCUGACAAAUGCAAAAAAGUGUACUGUAUGAACACUUUCUUCUUCCCUCGUCUACAAAGCGGAGGAUAUGAGGCAGUCCGGAGGUGGACAAAAAAAAUAAAAAUUUUUUCCUUCGAUCUGAUCCUGGUGCCGAUUCAUCUUGGUAACCACUGGUGCCUGGCAACCAUUGACAUGAAAGACAGCAAAAUAAAAUAUUACGACAGUCUAUUCGGCGAAAAUAUAGACUGUUUGACCAGGCUUUUCGACUAUAUCACUUGCAAAGCUGCGGAAGAAGAAUGUACAAAUUGGCAACCCGAAAUGUGGAAUUUCGUCUUCAAAAAGAAAAUUCCCAAACAAAGAAAUGGCUACGACUGCGGCGUUUUUGUCUGUCUAUUUGCGGAACAUGAGGCGGCCGAGAAAAGAAUCAACUUCACGCAAAAAGAUACAAAAGAAAAGAGAAUGGAAAUUGCUCAAGCGAUUGCAAAUGGCAGAAUAUAA
This is a messenger RNA of Venturia canescens, 1056 nucleotides long. Its product is annotated as sentrin-specific protease-like. The transcript is spliced from 2 exons. Lineage: Eukaryota; Metazoa; Arthropoda; Insecta; Hymenoptera; Ichneumonidae. Gene Ontology annotation, biological process: proteolysis; protein desumoylation. Gene Ontology annotation, cellular component: nucleus. The record is from RefSeq and is a predicted model, not a curated record. Gene Ontology annotation, molecular function: deSUMOylase activity. Bases 1 to 1056 code for a protein of 351 amino acids.